Molecule: messenger RNA, 864 nt
Organism: Triticum aestivum (bread wheat)
Lineage: Eukaryota; Viridiplantae; Streptophyta; Magnoliopsida; Poales; Poaceae
Product: protein MEI2-like 6
Exons: 3
Coding region: 75-488 (137 amino acids)
Molecular function (GO): nucleic acid binding
Source: RefSeq, a predicted model, not a curated record
GUUCUUGAUUGUACGGAUGUUCUUGAUUGUUGCUUCAAGUUUAUUUUUUCUCCCCUCGAAGGAAACGAAGGUUGAUGGCCAUCUUGGACCAGCAUUGCGCGGAGGAGAACAAGCUUCGAUGUCGACCCCGAGGCGGCGGCGCCGCCGUCGCGAAGUCGGAGUACGACUUCCUAUACCUUCCAAUCGAUUUUAGGACAAAAUGCAACAAAGGCUACGCGUUCGUCAACAUGACGACGCCGACGGCCGCACGGCGGCUCUACGCGUUCCUCCACGGCCACCACUGGGCGGGCUGCGCCAAGGUCUGCGAGGUCGUGCACGCCCACAUCCAGGGAGUGGACGCGCUGGCGGCGCACUUCUCCCGCUCGCUAUUCCCAUGUGGCAACAACAAGGAGUUCCUGCCGGUGCGGUUCGGGCCUCCCAGGGACGGCCUCCGGCAGACGGCGGAGCGCACCAUCGGCUGUGCGGUGGUCCGUCGUCGCCUCAGCUGACCUUGUUCGCUCGCUGCACACCGGCCGUGUUAGACCUCUAUCUUGCAUUCUAUCUAUUCCAUGUCAUGCCAAUGCCAAUGCCAUCGAUUGAUAGAACGGGAUAUGGAGGUUGGCUCAGUUAUGAAUUUCCAUUCUCUCUCUAAAAAAAAGAGAUAUGAAUUUCCAUGGCUAUUUCAUGUUUUUAAGAUGAAUCUUCAGAAGCUAGUAGUAGUACUAAUAGUCCAGCCAGGCGUACUACGAGUAGUCCAGUAUUGGUAGCAGUAUGCGUCUAGCCAGUGACGUUUAGCUCGUGGGCUAUAUCUGAAUGUUUAAUGUCUUGGGAUCUCCCGUGUUAUGUGCAGUAAAAUUAAAUGUACUGAAGCCUAGUGGAAGGAGC